This is a messenger RNA of Betta splendens (Siamese fighting fish), 2805 nucleotides long. Its product is annotated as neuritin-like. NCBI's taxonomy places the organism in Eukaryota, Metazoa, Chordata, Actinopteri, Anabantiformes, Osphronemidae. The coding region runs from base 233 to 676 and encodes 147 amino acids. The record is from RefSeq and is a predicted model, not a curated record. Gene Ontology annotation, cellular component: plasma membrane. Gene Ontology annotation, biological process: neuron projection extension; nervous system development. The transcript is spliced from 3 exons.
UCAGCAGUCGACCGGAGCAGGCAAAGACAGCGCGCGCACACACCCACCAAGUGCCCGUCGCCUCCUUAUCGCCGAUGCACGUCGACACGCGUUAAUAAAAAAAAAAAUAAUAAUAAAAAAAAAAGAUGGGAAGCUAAUCGGCUCCGUGUGACUCAGCGCCCUCGCUUCGUUCGCUUCCCACCGGUGCCUCGGCAGCAUCCCGCGCCCUCCGCCGGGCUUGAAAUGGGAUGAUAUGGGAUUUUUCACGUCGACGAAGACCGGAGGGAUCCUCGCGCUCGCCCUGGCGUUCCUGUCCCUCGCUGCAUCCGAAGACUCCCCAGAUGUGAAGUGUGAGAACGUUUACAAGGACUUUUCUGACUGCGUCCUGGAGUUGGGCGAGAGCAUGGACAACUAUCAGGAGAACGUGACCAGUGAAAGGGGAGUGGAGGCAGUGUGCAGUCACUGGGAAGCUUUCCACACAUGUGCCCUCACAGCGCUGUCUGACUGUCAGGAGGAAGUCAGCACCAUCUGGGAGACUCUGAGGCAGGACUCCAGGAAGAUGCGCUUCCAGGGGAGUCUGUUCGACCUGUGCAGCCCCAGCUCCUCUCCCAGCAUGAGUUCCCCUCUGGUUGCCCUCACCCUCCCACUGCUGCUGGUCGCGACUGGGCCCUACUGGUCCUCUGUGCAGAUGGGGUAGUGUGAAGGUGGGGGCGAGCGGGACCUUUGACUCCCCAGGGUCCAGUCCUCCUGAGUGCAAAGUUAAAGCCAAGGAUUUAAAAGAGACGUUCUCAUUGGGAUUAUUUUGAGAGCCACGGACGACGGUCGCAAGCCGAUCAACGUUUGCUCUGAUUAAUAAAUUAAAACAGUCUCAGAUACUUCAGCUUGAUCCUCACUUAUGUCUGGAAACUGGUAGAGUAGUAAGUAAACAAGCCAUAUUCUAGGAAUUACAGAUACAAUGUGGCCAGAAUCACCUGAUGUGUGACAAUAACAAGAAAAUCUAUACAAAUCUAUAAUAGUCCUGCUUUAAACCACAAAGUUGUCAUUAUGCUACAGUAUAGGACCGACCAUGUGUGUCUUAUCUAACAAAUAUCUAACAAAUAUAUUUCAACAUUAGAUGUCUGCUGAGAACAGAGAUCAGCUCCCUCGUCUCAGUCACUUAUCCAAGCGUUUUUUUUCCACUGAUAAAUAUUAUCUUAAAUAUGUAAUUAGCUUUAUCAAGCUUUGACCACAAUAGUUUCCAGUCUAAUACUAAGGUGUUGCUGGCUGCCUCAUGCUUUGCCUGCAGCUGUAAUAAACCACAACAAAGCAACCAGAAUAUUUCUCAAAAUAUCACAAUAUGUUCAAUUAGGAGCAGAAGAAGUUUUAUGUUAGCAAUAAAAAUGCCUGAGUUUAUAUAAACACAACCGGUGUGUUAUAUUCUGUAUUUAUUGCUUUAUAGGUGAAACAAAUACACAACAUUACAAAAUGUUUUAAAUGAUCGUUGAGACUGUUAGGCUGAAUAUUUACAAUGCAACCAGAAGCUAAAGGGUUAAACUCCCCCAUGACCUAUGUUGAGUUGUAGUAAAUGCUUGUGUAGGUGACAAUCACUUGAGCAAAACGUCUGACCCCCCACAACAUUUCAGGCCAGUGUGGCUGAUGUUGCUUGGCUGCUUUAUAGACACCAAAAACAGACAUUUGACAUCUCACGUUCACUUCUACAGAUCCUGUCUCGGAGCCUCAUAGUUUCUUCAUGUGUUUUGCUCAGUUGUCAAACGUCUGAUGUGUUGAUGUUUGUGUAAAAAGGGAACCUGUAUUAUUAUUAAGUAUUAUUGAUCAAGACUGUUUCAACAAAACUGUGUGAAUGCGCUCACAUUAGAUUUUUACUUCAGCGCAAACACAUCAUUUGAAGGUGGACACAUGAUUUCUCAUAGCAUUGUAUGAUAACGCAGCCAAAACUAAAAUGAAAUUUAAACAGAUAAAAAUCAGCUUCAAACAUCUAUAAUUAAUCACUCAUGAUGUCAAAUUAUGAGCAACAACAAAAUUGAACUGAAAGGCCAAAGUUUUGCAAAACAUCCACAUAAGUUUUUACAUUUUAAUUUUAUAUUCGUAAAACUUCAGUGUUAAGUAAAAUCCAUAAAUGUGAACAAAUGGACCAUCAACAGAUAUUUUGGGUGCUACUAUUUGUAGCAAUAAAUAUAUUACUAAGUAAUUAUGUUGAACAGUAUUUUAACCACUACAUAAACAGUUUUGUUAAUCUUCUCUUGCAAAAAAUGCUUUCAGUUUUUCUACAUUACAAAUAUUUAGAGCAAUAGCAUAGCUGUUUGUUUGUUUCCAUAGCUAUACGCCCUUCAGUGUUUGUGCUCCAAACAGGCGUUGUUUAUGGUACUGCAUAUUUUCCCUCAUCUAUUUUAUCACCAUUGCAUGACAGCGUUUUGUGACAGUGCUUCAGAGAACUGUUAACUCUACCUUGGACAAAGUGUACAGUGGUACCAAUGUGUGCAUGACGUUAAGCUUGUUCCUUCAAGCAUUAGCAUGUUGUUUCUAUUUAUUUCAUAUUUCAGUGCUAGAAUUACAUCAUCCAUUGUGUGUCUGGUGGUGAGAAUAAAAACAUUCCAAAUAUCUUAAAAGCAUGAGCAAUACGUGAGGUCACUAAAGAAGUGGACGUGUAACCCUUACUGUUAAAGACAGCAUGAAAUAUCAAACAUGGAAGGAACUCCUGAAUGUAAAACCAGAUUCAGUCUCCGUGUGUUUUUUUAAUUAAAAGAAGCAACAGCACAUUAUUUACAAGACUGCACAAUGCAAUAAAUGGUAAGUGUUUGUAAUAAUAAAGCACAUCUUUAAAUCAAA